Molecule: messenger RNA, 1872 nt
Organism: Chaetomium strumarium
Lineage: Eukaryota; Fungi; Ascomycota; Sordariomycetes; Sordariales; Chaetomiaceae
Product: major facilitator superfamily domain-containing protein
Exons: 4
Coding region: 1-1872 (623 amino acids)
Biological process (GO): transmembrane transport
Cellular component (GO): plasma membrane
Molecular function (GO): transmembrane transporter activity
Source: RefSeq, a predicted model, not a curated record
AUGGGCCGAAGGCCAAGGGCAUCGAGCUCGUCGACCAGAAGCUUGGCUGAGCAUUCAGCAGCGCCCUGGACACUUGAUGCUGACGCUGCUCCUUCGCGGGAACGAACUCGGCCCUCGCAGAAGCCUUCGGUCGUCGAGAAAUCUCAACCUGACGAUGCCGAUGUUGAAGAUGGUGUCGUCACCGCCAAGCAUGAACCCAAGUGGAUGAGCGGUACCGGGCUCGUGAUUUUAAUGCUUUUGGUUACCACUGUCGUCUUCCUCAUGAUGCUUGAUGCUUCGAUUAUUGCGACUGCAAUUCCACGCAUUACAGAUGAAUUUCAUUCCCUUCGAGAUGUCGGGUGGUAUGUGACCGCUUUCCAGCUGGCUAGCGCAGCUCUGCAGCCGCUCAGUGGUAAGGUUUACCACAAGUUCAGCAACAAGAUCUCGUUUCUCGUUUUCUUCGGCAUCUUCGAGCUCGGGUCAACCAUCUGCGGAGGUGCAACAUCGUCGGCAAUGCUCAUUGCCGGACGCGCUGUGGCUGGGAUUGGAAGCGCUGGCCUCAACAACGGCGCCCUUACGAUCAUCGCUUGUGCCGUACCUUUGCCGAAGCGACCUCUUCUGACGGGGAUGAUGAUGGCGUUAUCGCAAACCGGCAUUGUUCUCGGGCCGCUUCUGGGCGGCGCUUUCACGCAUUACGCAACAUGGCGCUGGUGCUUUUACGUCAACCUGCCCAUUGGCUUGGUUGUCGUUGCCGGGCUGCUACUUGUUCGGAUUCCUGACCAAGCCUCAAAGCCAAGACCGUGGACAGUCCUUCGACGACUCCAUCUCGAAUUAGACCUCCCGGGCUUUGUUCUUCUCGCCCCGGCCGCGGUCCAGCUUUUGCUCGCCCUUUCAUGGGGCGGAACCAAAUAUGCAUGGAAAUCGGAGAACAUCAUCGGGCUGUUUUGCGGCUCUGGUGCAACUGCCUUGGCCUGGCUGGCCUGGAAUUUGUACCGGGGUGACGAUGCCUUGAUUCCCUUCUCCAUUCUCAGAGUGAGGGCGGCAUGGUCUGGUGCACUCACUCAAUGCUUCCUUUUGACGAUCGUCUACUGCGUGUCGUUCUUCUUGCCCAUCUAUUUCCAGGCAGUCCGUGGUGCGAGCCCCAUGAUGAGCGGUGUCUACAUUUUACCCGGCAUUAUCAGCCAGCUUUUGAUGACAGCAACCGGGGGUAGGCUAGUACAAUGGACGGGCUAUGUUAUUCCGUAUAUCGUACUUUCCGGCACUUGCAGCUCGAUCUCCAGCGGUCUCAUCUCAACUUUCUCCCCUACCACCUCUACCUCCAAAUGGAUUGGAUAUCAGAUUCUCAACGGGGCUGGCCGCGGGUUGGGCAUGCAAAUGCCCCUUAUCGCCGUUCAGGCCGCCCUCAAACCCGAAGAUGUCUCUAUCGGCAUGUCGAUUGUUGUCUUCGUCCAGAGCCUUGGAACCGCCAUCACACUUGCCGUGUCGGAUGUCAUAUUCCAAGGAGGCUUGGUAUCCGAGCUGUCCAAGCAGGCCCCGCUUGCUGAUGCCGCAGCCAUCAUCGCCGCAGGGGCAACCAACUUCCGAAACAUCGUCAACGACCGGGAUCUGCAAGGUGUGCUGAUGGCGUAUUCCAUCGCGAUCGAUCGCGUCUUCUACCUCGUUGCUGGCGUUGGCGGCCUGGCGGUGCUCACAUCUCUGUUCCUCGGCUGGGUGAACGUGAGAAAGGAGGUAGGUAACAGCAAAAAUGACCAAGUUGGCGGGGGAAACGAGAGGAACUGCAGUGGAAGGGGAUUCGAGCUGCAGAAUAUGGACGGUGGGGAGAGCCGCCUGGGUGCAGCUCGAGACUCUAUCAGAAACUGCUGGCACAGAACCCAAGUACGACAGAACUAUUGA